Molecule: messenger RNA, 1536 nt
Organism: Prunus armeniaca (apricot)
Lineage: Eukaryota; Viridiplantae; Streptophyta; Magnoliopsida; Rosales; Rosaceae
Source: the annotation of a GenBank genome assembly
AUGAAGCUCUCGACGUUGCAGCAGAGCUACCUCAACAGACGGAGCAACAGCUUCAGAGGAUCAGCGCCGUUGGAUUCGUCGUCAGACGGCGUGAUUAAGUCUCCUGCGACCGUGUUCUGGCUCGUGCUCCAUGGCCUCUGCUGCCUCAUCAGUCUCGUCCUCGGCUUCCGCUUCUCUCGACUUGUUUUCUUCUUCCUCUUCUCCACCUCCUCUUCGAAUCUCUAUCCGGUGCCUUUCCGGUCGGCUUCUGAGCUCGCCGGAACCCUAGACCUCCCCGCCAACCCGAUCACGAACCUCGAGUUCACUCUCAACAGGAAUACAACCACCGCGAGCUCCAGUAGCCGGGUCGUCGUCGGGCGGCACGGGAUCCGAAUCAGACCCUGGCCCCAUCCGAACCCGACCGAGACGAUGAAGGCGCAUCGGAUAAUUGAGACUGUUCAGAAGGAGCAGCGGAGACAGUUCGGAGUCAACAACCCCAAAACGGUCAUAGCCGUCACUCCCACUUACGCUCGGACCUUCCAAGCUCUACAUUUGACUGGCGUAAUGCAUUCGCUUAUGCUGGUCCCGUACGACGUCGUUUGGAUCGUCGUCGAGGCCGGUGGGAUUACCAAUGAGACGGCCUCGAUUGUUUCCAAGUCGGGGCUCCGGAUCAUCCACGUUGGGUUCGAUCGGCGAAUGCCCAAUACUUGGGAAGGUCGUCACCUGUUGGAGGCUCAGAUGCGACUUCAUGCGAUGAGAAUUGUGAGAGAACAGAAGCUGGAUGGGAUUGUGAUGUUUGCGGAUGAUAGUAAUAUGCACAGUAUGGAGCUUUUUGAUGAGAUGCAGAACGUGAAAUGGUUUGGUGCUGUUUCGGUUGGAAUACUUGCUCACUCAGAGAAUGCAUAUGACUUGUCUGACUCCACGAUUCAUAAAAAGGAGGAUGGGGAGAACCCAUCAAUGCCUGUUCAAGGCCCUGCUUGUAACUCCUCCAAUAAGUUGGUUGGUUGGCACACCUUUAAUUCGUUGCCCUAUGUGGGAAAGAGUGCAAAUUACAUUGAUGAUAGAGCACCUGUACUACCCAGGAAGCUGGAGUGGGCUGGGUUUGUGUUGAAUUCCCGGUUGCUUUGGAAUAGAGCUGAAGAUAAACCAGAGUGGGUUAAGGAUCUAGAUAGUAUAGGUGGGGCAGAUGAGGAUAUAGGGAGUCCUCUUUUCUUGUUGAAGGACCUAUCUAUGGUUGAGCCACUUGGAAGUUGUGGGCGCCAAGUAUUGCUCUGGUGGCUCCGCGUUGAAGCCCGUUUCGAUAGUAAAUUUCCUCCCAGAUGGACUAUUGAUCCUCCUUUGGAAAUUACUGUACCAUCGAAACGCACUCCAUGGCCUGAUGCUCCUCCUGAACUCCCAUCUGAUGGAAAAGUAGAAACUGGAGUCGAAGAGCGCAUAGUGAAGCAUUCAACAAAAAUUCGAACAACUAGAGUGAAGAAAAGUUCUCGAAGCAAGAGAAAGCGCGAGACAAAAAUGAUCGACAUGCAGGCUACUGCAAGGCAUACUGAACAAAACUGA